UACUGUGUUCCCGUUCGUGUUGGCCUACAGACCUAAUUUUUGCGUGUGUUGUGUGUCUGUCCCGUGUGCCGUGUAUAGUUUUUCCCGAAAAAAAGCAAAAACGGGAAUACGGAAUAAACAAAUAGGCUGAAAGUAAAAGCAUAUAAAAAUAAAAACCGAAUUCCCAACAGCGUGGCGUGGAAAGUGAAAUUAAAACAAAAAAACUUAAAAGCAAAGCGCGCCGUGCAACUUUAAGAAUCCGCAAUAGUAACAGCAACAACAACGACAACAGAAGCUACUAAAUUAUAUUUGCAAGCGAAAUGAAAAUGUGUAUUAAUAUGCGUAAGAGGGGCAGCUACAGCGACAAACAGUGCUAAUAAUAAUGGUAGUGCAAUUUUUGUAAAAUUAUCACAUACAAAUGAAACAAACCUACAAAUACAUAUGUAUGUGUGUGCAAAUUUAUGUGUAAAUGUAUGCGUAUACAGCGUGCAUUGUUGUUGUGUCAUAGAAUUGGAGCACAGCACCUAGAACAGCAACAACAAAAAUUAGCAGAGCGCCCCCUGCCAGCUAUCCGCAGCAACAGAAACAACAACAACCAGUAAAUAUUUGUGCAUAUGUGUAUGUAUGCGUGAAUAUAAAUGCGCGCUGUUCUCAUGUGUUGUUCGUUCGCGUGUAGUGUGUGUGUGUAUCGGUGUGUCGUUGCGUUAUGCAUGUGUAUGUAAUAGGGAAUUGCAAUUUGUUGUUUUUGUAGGAAGAGCUUUUCGCUUGUUGCGCGUGCUCGUCUUCCUCUUCUCCGUCGUCAUCGUCAUCGCCGUCGUCUCGCUGUCGUCGUCGUCGUUGUGCAAGAAGUUGUCGUCGUCGUCGUCUGGUUCGGCAUAAUUGCAAUAAAUUUGCUGUUUUUAAUACAUAAAAGGAAGCAGCAAACGCCGACGCCGCCGUCAUGCAAAAACAAAUUCCAUGUGCGAAAGACAACAUUAAAAGCGAAUAGCGAAUAGGCAAAAGCGCAAAACGAAAACGAAAAAAGAACGAAAUAGCAAGAGAAUUGGCGCAGCGCAAAUAAUAAGAACAUACACUAGCGAGAACACAACAGCAACAGCAAUAACAACAACAUCGGCACCGACAACGACAAAAACAGUGUGUCUACGGGUAUUAGUGUGUACGUGUGUAUUGUGUGAGCACAAAAUAAAUGUGUGUGAGCGGCGCAAAAAAAAUAUGCUGAAAAAGCUUUCGACGUCGACGACGUCGUCGCAGCUGCUGCUGGCGCAGGCGGAAACUGCAUCAGUGCUGAUGAUCGUUGCGGGAGCGGGACCGCAGGGCAGCAGGGCAACAUGAAUCACGCAAGUUCUUCUGCUGUGUGAAGUGUACAAACAAAUAGAGAGAAGGCGAACGGGCCACAGCAGCAGCAACAACAACAAUAAUAAUAGCACUUUUGCUUUCGGUCCCAACUGGUUUUAAGAACGACAAAGAGCAAAAAGCAAAGUAAACGGAGCGCCCCAAAAGCAGCAACAGCAGCCGCAACAGCAACAACAACAAUAACAAUAUCAACAACAACGACAGCAAAAACUUCAGCAGCGUCUUCUUCUUUGUCGUGAUCGCUGUUGGGGUAGCGGCGCAUGCGCUAAACCGUCGCUGGCGACGUCACAGUCAACAGCAGCAACAGCAAUAACAGCAGCAGCUGCUUCUCAAUUCUUUCCUUCUUCUUGGGUAUUUUUUUGUGCAUGAAAAGUUUUAAAGUAAAUAUAAAUAAUACUAUCGUUACCUGCAACAACAGCAACAAGAAUAAUAAUAACUAGAACAUCACCAACAACCACAACCACAUCACGCAACGUACAAAUCAACAAUGGAUACCUUUAAUGUACCUUUGCUGGCGGAGAACAGCAGCAGCAACAUUGUGAGCUAUGCAACCAGCAACAAUGACACCAGCAACCAUCACCAGCACCACCAGCAACAGCAAACACAGCACCUGCAACAUCAUCACCAACAACAACAACAACAACAGCAGCAGCAACAGUUGCUGCCGCAUCAUCACAAGGAUCAAAUGCUUGCCGCUGGCAGCACACCAAUGAUACCGUUCAUCAAUUACACACAACUGCAGAAGGAUGUGGUGCAACAGAAUUCCAACUCGAAUCCACCGCCAGUCGAUAGCUUUAGCACAUUGCAGGCCAUCGAUGCCAGUCAAUUGGAUGGCGGCGUCUCGUUGAGUGGCCUCUGUGAUCGGAUCUUUGCCAGUCCCAAUCCGCACAGCAACCACAGCAAUCCCAACAGCAGCAACCACAAUAAUAACAACAAUCACAGCAACAACAACAACAAUAGCAAUAGCAAUAAUAACAAUGUGGAGAAGACAACAGCGCCAUCUAGCGGUGCAGUUAUAAUUGAAUCAGUCACAAUGCCAUCAUUUGCCAAUUUGUUGUUCAACGACAACCGCAACGGCAACAGCAGCAGCAACCACAACAACAACAACAACAACGGCAACAGCAACAAUCAGACUGUGGAAUAUCAUCAACUGAAACCACUAGAAAAUGGUGCAAGUUCUGCAGUUAGCACUUCUAGUUUUCUCAGUUCAUCGACAGCACAGUUGCUGGACUUUGAGGUGGUUGGCAGCAAGGAUGCAACUGCGGUUGCCACAGCCACAGUCACAGUUGGUAAUGGCCUCGCCGAUACAACAACAACAGCAGCAACACCAUCUGCUGCUGCUGCUGCUGUUGCAAUAACAACCACAACGAGCACUGCCAAUCGACGAUCGUUGCAUAGUAUUGAGGAGCUUGCUGCCAGCUCAUGUGCCACAUCACAACAACAACAACAACAACAUCAGGCUGGCAAUCUAAGCGGUUCCAAUCUCAGUUCAGAGGAUGAGUCCAAUUCGGAGGAUGAAUUCGGUCUAGAGAUUGAUGAUCAAGGGGGCUACCAGGAGACCAACUCCUCGCACUCGCAGCAGAGUGGCAACGGCAAUGGCGGUGGCAAUGCCACAGCCGGUGGCAACUCGUCGCAGCUGCUGAAUGGCGGCAGCACUGGCGGCAACGGUUACAUGUUGCUGCCACCAGCUGGUGGCACCUCAGCCACAUCGGGUCACAUGUCUGGCGGCAAUGUUGGCGGUGGCUCUGGCGGUGGCGCCACUGGCACCUCGGCUGGCGGCGGUGGCAACCAUCAUGGUGGCACUAGCGCCAGUUCGGGCGGCGGGGGGGAGGCCAUCGAUUUCAAGCAUCUGUUCGAGGAGCUGUGUCCCGUGUGCGGCGACAAGGUGAGCGGCUAUCAUUACGGCCUCCUCACCUGCGAGUCGUGCAAGGGCUUCUUCAAGCGCACCGUGCAGAACAAAAAGGUUUACACUUGCGUCGCGGAGCGAUCCUGCCACAUCGAUAAGACGCAGCGCAAACGCUGUCCAUACUGCCGAUUCCAAAAGUGCCUCGAAGUGGGCAUGAAGCUGGAGGCUGUUCGAGCGGAUCGCAUGCGUGGGGGUCGAAACAAGUUUGGGCCGAUGUACAAGCGGGAUCGGGCGCGGAAGCUGCAGGUGAUGAGGCAGCGUCAGUUGGCGCUUCAAGCACUGCGCAGUUCAAUUGGGUCGGACAUCAAGCCGACGCCGCUCUCGCCGGGCUAUCAGCAAGCAUAUCCAAAUAUGAAUAUUAAGCAAGAAAUACAAAUACCUCAGGUAUCCUCACUCACACAGUCGCCGGACUCAUCGCCCAGUCCCAUUGCCAUUGCCUUGGGGCAGGUGAAUGCGAGCGGGGGCGGCGGUGUGAUAGCCACGCCCAUGAAUGCCGGCAAUGUGAGUGGCGGCGGCAAUGGCAGCUCCUCCUUGGGCGGUGGCAACAACAACAGCAACAACAACAACAAUGGCAACAACAACAGCAGCAGCAGCACAGGCAGCAACAGCAGCCUCGGCGGCGGAGGUGGCAACAACGCUGGCGGUGGCAGCGGCGGCGGUGGCGGUGGUGGCAACAACAACAGCACCGAUGGCCUGCAACGCAACGGAAACGGCGGCAAUGGCAACAGCAACAGCAGCUGCCACGAAACCGGCAAUGGAUCUCUGCAGAACACAGCCGAAUCGAAAUUGUGCUUCGAUUCUGGCACACAUCCAUCAAGCACAGCCGACGCGCUCAUUGAGCCACUGAGGGUAUCGCCAAUGAUACGUGAAUUUGUGCAAUCGAUCGACGAUCGGGAAUGGCAGACGCAACUGUUUGCGCUGCUGCAGAAGCAGACGUACAAUCAAGUAACCGUGGAUCUCUUUGAGUUGAUGUGCAAAGUGCUCGAUCAGAAUCUGUUCUCGCAAGUCGAUUGGGCAAGAAACACCGUCUUCUUUAAGGAUCUGAAGGUGGACGAUCAGAUGAAGCUGCUGCAGCAUUCAUGGUCCGAUAUGCUUGUGCUGGACCAUCUGCAUCAUCGCAUACACAACGGUUUGCCCGAUGAGACGCAACUGAACAAUGGUCAGGUGUUCGAUUUGAUGAGUCUCGGCCUGUUGGGUGUGCCCCAGUUGGGUGAUUAUUUCAACGAGAUACAGAAUAAGCUGCAGGACCUUAAGUUCGAUAUGGGCGAUUAUGUGUGCAUGAAAUUCCUAAUACUGUUAAAUCCAGAUGUACGCGGCAUUGUCAACAAGAAGACCGUUACGGAGGGGCACGAGAGUGUGCAGGCAGCGCUGCUGGAUUACACGCUUACGUGUUAUCCCUCAGUCAAUGACAAAUUCAGGAGGCUAUUGAACAUACUACCAGAGAUCCACGCCAUGGCCUCACGUGGCGAGGAGUAUCUGUACACCAAGCACUGUGCGGGCAGUGCGCCAACGCAGACGCUGCUAAUGGAGAUGCUGCACGCCAAGCGGAAGGUGUAAGCGUUUGGAUACCAUACGUGAACCGAAGGAAAUACUUAAACAAUUUAUGGAACGAGUGUAAAUAACAAACAAACAAAAAAACAAUAGCAAAGAGCAAACAGUUAAAAUGAAUGAAAAACCAACAACAUUAUUUGCUAUGCGAAGAAUAUGAAUUAUGCAAUGAAAAUGCAUAUAAGGCAGAAAGAUCAUCACUACCACCAACAAAACCAACCAACUACAAAACCACACACACACACGCAACACACACCAAUACCUACAAUUACACCUACAACCACAUUUGUUGAUUCAAUGUUAAUUAUUAUUAUGUUAAUGAACUAGCUUUAGCUUAUGUUUAACUAAUUGAAUAAUUUGUCUUAAAUUAAUUCGUGUUAAUUUUUAGUCGUGUCCCCCGAUAAAGCAAUUCAAAAAACAACAAAAAAAAAAAAAAAAAAAAAAGAAACAACAACUAAACUACCCAACAAAAUUGUGGAAAGUGCAAGAAUAACUUUCUUUAGAAAAUAACAAAAAAAAAGAGCAUAACAAAUUUUAUUUUUAUAUAAAUCUACUAUACACACUUAUAUGUAUAUAUAUAUAUAAAUGGUAUAUAUGUAUAUAUAUAUAUCUAUUUUUACGUGAAGAAAUUGGCGUAAUUUUAAGCGACCUCUCUCCCCUUCCCUUCAAAGCAAACACAUACUCUCACUCCCCCUCCUUUUAUAAACAAUUCAAUUCUAAGAAAAUUUUCAAUUUUUGGUUUUCUCUGUCAUUUUAUUCGCGCCAAGUGUCUUGCAUAGUAUUUGCGUCUACUCUAAAAGAAAAUAACUAAAACAAAGUAUAAAUAUAUAAAAAAAAAAACGAAAA
Messenger RNA from Drosophila nasuta, 5632 nucleotides. RefSeq names its product ftz transcription factor 1 (gene ftz-f1). Gene Ontology annotation, biological process: regulation of transcription by RNA polymerase II; tissue development; hormone-mediated signaling pathway. The transcript is spliced from 10 exons. NCBI's taxonomy places the organism in Eukaryota, Metazoa, Arthropoda, Insecta, Diptera, Drosophilidae. The record is from RefSeq and is a predicted model, not a curated record. Gene Ontology annotation, cellular component: RNA polymerase II transcription regulator complex. The coding region runs from base 1820 to 4795 and encodes 991 amino acids. Gene Ontology annotation, molecular function: nuclear receptor activity; RNA polymerase II cis-regulatory region sequence-specific DNA binding; zinc ion binding.